Phyllostomus discolor (pale spear-nosed bat) is the source of this 581-nucleotide messenger RNA. It is a transcript of the gene SPAG11B, whose product is annotated as sperm associated antigen 11B. The record is from RefSeq and is a predicted model, not a curated record. Gene Ontology annotation, biological process: antimicrobial humoral immune response mediated by antimicrobial peptide. Gene Ontology annotation, cellular component: extracellular region. The coding region runs from base 142 to 477 and encodes 111 amino acids. Lineage: Eukaryota; Metazoa; Chordata; Mammalia; Chiroptera; Phyllostomidae. The transcript has 2 exons.
CUGCUCCACUUCAGCCUCGGUUUCCUGGGUUACUGGUCACGCCCUGCUCCUCUGGGCAGAAGAGCCUGUCUAUUUUUAGGGAGAAGAGCACUCAGAACCUUCUGCCCACAGCCUUACUCAGCAGACCAGAUAAAUGUGCUCAUGCCUGACCGGUGUUCCCAAAAGCCUAUAAAUGUCCCCUUCCCGGGCGGUGUGCUCUCCACGCCGCUGCACCUGUUGGCAGACUCGCUCUCCCGCCCAGGAGGGCCGGGCAGGCCGAGGGAGACCGCACCCAUGAAGGUCCUCUUUCUGUUCGCUGUUCUCCACUGUCUGGUCCCCAGGACCUCGGGGGACAUUCCGCCUGGAAUCCGAAAUACUAUCUGCCUUUUGCGCCAUGGGACCUGCAGGCUUUUCUUCUGCCGUUCUGGUGAGAAAAAGGGGGACAUCUGCUCGGACCCUUGGAACAGGUGCUGCCUGCCCCCGGACGCGGACACCUGAGCUGCAGGCUUCUGGAAGGUGCCUGGGUCUUCAAGUGCUCCCAGGGCUUAGCGGCCUGCGUGGCUUGUAGUAGGUGCUCAAUAAACCUUUGUGGAUUUAAUCCA